GACGGCCUCGCCGCCUCGGGCGCCUCCCGACAGCUCGGCGAGGACAGCCUGGCGCCCACCAGCGGCGUCACCCGGGGCGCGCCUGGCAGCCAGGCGCCCGUGGGCAGCGACCUGGGCAGGAGCCGCGACUCGGGCGGCGCCAGCGGGAUGCCGAAGAGGUGGGAGUGGCCGCCCUGGUGCCUCAACUUCAAGGAGCCGUGCAUCGAGGUGCUCGUCGAGGACGAGGACGGCGGCGAGAGCAGGUGGGUUGAGGCGGAGCCCCAGAGCCGCGUGGUGGACAAGGUCGGCCGGGACGCGUACCUGUGCGCGGAGUACGAGUGGGACGGGGAGUUGUACGUUCAGGACG
Molecule: messenger RNA, 346 nt
Organism: Prorocentrum cordatum
Lineage: Eukaryota; Dinophyceae; Prorocentrales; Prorocentraceae
Source: the annotation of a GenBank genome assembly